Seriola dumerili (greater amberjack) is the source of this 2746-nucleotide messenger RNA. It is a transcript of the gene lingo2b, whose product is annotated as leucine-rich repeat and immunoglobulin-like domain-containing nogo receptor-interacting protein 2. The coding region runs from base 99 to 1967 and encodes 622 amino acids. The transcript has 2 exons. The record is from RefSeq and is a predicted model, not a curated record. Gene Ontology annotation, molecular function: protein binding. Gene Ontology annotation, cellular component: plasma membrane. Lineage: Eukaryota; Metazoa; Chordata; Actinopteri; Carangiformes; Carangidae.
CUCAGUGAUGUAAAACGUGAAGGUGGAUUUUGGCAUGUGGAGGAGCAGGUAAAAGGGCUUGUUCGUGAUGGUGCUCUGUAUGGACAAGAAGCUGUGCCAUGACAGAGGGCAACGUGGGUAAAAGAGACAUGCGACACCCAGCCCCGCAUCACUGCCACCUCUUCCUGGGCGGGGCCUUGCUGCUUCUCCUGGCCAGCUCAGCUCUGAGCUGCCCCGCCCGAUGUGAGUGCUCUGCCCAAAGCAAGUCGGUCAGUUGCCACCGCAAGCGCCUGCCCACCAUCCCUGAAGGCAUCCCCAUUGAGACGCGCGUCCUGGACCUCAGUAAGAACAAACUACGCAUCAUCACGCCCGACAACUUCUCCUCAUUCCAGCAGCUGGAGGACCUGGAUCUCAGCGACAACCUCAUCAGCGUGGUCGAGCCGGGCUCAUUUCGCUCUCAGCUUGCUCUCCGCUCGCUAAAUUUCCGCAGCAACUUGCUUCAGCUGGUUCCUGCUGGUGUGCUGUCAGGUCUGACCAACCUCACCCGCCUUGACCUCAGCCACAACCGACUGGUGGUCCUCUUGGAUCAUGCCUUCCAAGAUCUGCGCAGGUUGUCAUCCCUGGAGGUGGGAGAUAAUGAACUAGUUUUCAUCUCUCAGCGGGCUUUUACAGGAUUACUGGGACUCCAGAGUCUGACCCUGGAGCGGUCCAAUCUGACCGUGGUCCCCACUGAUGCUCUGGCACAUCUGCACAGUCUGGUCGAACUGCGCAUGCGCUACCUGAGUAUUAGUUUUCUAAAGCCUUUCUCCUUUAAAAGGUUAUCUCGGCUCCGCCAACUGGAGAUUGAUUACUGGCCCUGGCUGGACACACUGCCUCCCCUCUCACUGCACGGACUCAACCUCACAAUGUUGUUCAUAACCAACACUAACCUGUCUGCCUUCCCUGGCGCAGUGCUGCGCAACCUGCCCUACCUCACACAUCUCAACUUGUCCUACUGCCGCAUCCAGCACAUCCAUCAGGGAGAGCUAGGCCAACUCCCACACCUGGUGGAGCUCCGCCUACAAGGGGCUCAGCUGGUCUCUAUCGAGCCCUUUGCUUUUGUGGGUCUCAAAUCUUUGCAACUACUGGAUGUGUCACGGAACCGUCUGGACUCUCUGGAGAGGGGAGUGUUUGCCUCACCAGACAGCCUCCAGAGGCUUUGUCUUGGAGGAAAUCCAUUAGUGUGCGACUGCAGAUUGCUUUGGCUCCUCAAUAGCCACAAGCCCCCCUCUUUGCAGAUUCUGGAUGUCCAGCCUGAGUGCAGUGCCCCCGAGCACCUCCUGGGGAAAACUCUGCGUGACCUCAGGGAGCCUCUGGUGUCUAGGUACAUGACCUGCACCAGGCCACGAAUUGGACCCAACACGACACAGCUGCUGAUGGCUGAUGAGGGUCAGCCCGCCCGCUUGAGCUGCAUGGCAGAGGGAGCACCUCGGCCCUCUGUGGUCUGGAUUACACCUCACAGACGCUACAUCACAGCCAAGAGCAGUGGUAGGGUGGAAGUCCAACCAGAUGGCACCCUGGAGAUCAAGGCAGCGGAGCUGCAUGACAGCGGGGUGUACUUGUGUAUUGCCAGUAACCCUGCUGGCAACGCUAGCCUGUCAGCCUCUUUAGCUGUGAAGAGCCUGGGCAUUGGGGACAGAUCUCACUAUAGCAACAGGAGCUCAAACUAUCUGACAGACUCUAACAGCACAUGGGGGAAUGGGACAGUACUGUACAACAUGACAGUCCCCAUAGACAUUAAGACUAUCAUUAUAUCUACAGCCAUGGGCUGCCUGUCCUUCCUAGGUGUGGUCAUAUUCUGCUUCCUGCUUCUGUUCGCCUGGAGCCGAGGGAAAGGACGUCAUAAGAGCAACUUUGAUAUUGAAUAUGUCCCUCGCAAAUCAAACGGGGCAGCGGCCGAGGUGACAGAAACAAGUGGCCCAAGACGGGUCAACAUGAAAAUGAUUUGAAAAGGAUGCAGACUGACGCACAUGAUAACAACGUCAACAACACAGUGCACACAUAUCAGCUGAAAAAAUUUUUUUUCUAUGACACAGUGGAUUUGUGACAAAAGAAAGUGAUGUACUAUUAUAGUGGGUGUCAAUAUGACGGUGAUCUAGUGAUAAAGUGGACAUGUGAAUAUAAAAGUGAUAUAUGAAACUGUGGACGUGUUUAUAUGAAAUAAUGUUCUCAUACAGUACAUUGAAUAUAAUACUAUAACCAACAUAUCAAUAUGAGAGUGAUAGUGCUGCACUAGGCAUGUGUUUCAGUGGUGAUGUGAUGAGUAAUGAUGUUGUCGACUCACCAUGACAUCAAGGUGGAGGAGGGAGCCGCUGGGAGUGACAGGGGACGCCUUUGCGUGGCAGUAGAGCUAUCAUUGCUGCAACAUGUCAGGACUAAAUUGUCUAAUACCCAUCUUAGCUGCAGUAUGAAAGGCGUGUGUCGUGUUCAUGUGUGCGCGCAUGUGUGUAUGUGUGUGUGCAUCAGUGUGCGCAUGUUGCAUUCGUGUGUUUCUUUGUGCAUGUGCACGCAUUGCCUUUCUUGUUGGACGGAACAAUUAAAAUGAAUGAUAGGGUCCAAAGCAUUUUUUCCAGGCCUUUGUUCUUGUUCGAUCAUUGUAACAACAGUGUUGUUGCUGUUGAGUAAAACAGAGGAUGAUCUAUGUUUGUAUGCAAAAUCACAAUUAUCAUAUUCAAGAGAAAUGCUGCAUAAAUUUUGAAAUAGGUCAACGUCCCCCUUGGAAUGACUC